ACAGUCCGUACAUUAGCACGACAAUAAUUAUUGUGACUGCCUGGCACCUAUAUAAUAAAGCUAAAAUAUCGUAUUAUUGUUAUUCAUUGUGAUUAAAUUUCUUCAAGGUAUACAUUUCUUAAGUCUCAGUGUAUCUUUAUCAAAAUCGUCGAACUUUAUGAAUAAUUUAAACUGAAAAAGUAUUAAAACGCAAACCGAAAGAUGCUUGUCAGACGAUUCACAAGUUCACUGUGGAAUACAUUGAAAGUGGAAAAGAGGUACUUAUCCUCGGAGCCGUCAAAACCAGAACUAAAGGAAAUUGAAGAUGGUGUAGAUCCUGCACAGGCUGCUGCUCUGGACAAGGAUAUUUGCCUGCUGGUGGACGAAAAGGACAACUUCAUAGGGACAGCGACUAAAAGGGAUUGCCACAAAGUGGGCCCCGAUGGCAAAGUGCUGCUACACAGAGCAUUUAGUGUGUUCCUGUUUAAUAAGAGAGGAGACAUGUUUCUGCAGAGGCGAUCAAGCCAAAAAGUAACAUAUCCUGAUUACUACACAAACGCUUGCUGCAGUCAUCCUCUAUACAUCGAUGACAAGCCCGAGGAUGUCGUAACAGCAGCUAGGCGAAGACUGAACCACGAGUUAGGCAUUCCUCUUGACCAGUUGGACCCAUCGCUGUUCACGUUCCUGACGCGCGUGCAUUACCACGACCCCGGCGACGGCGUAUGGGGCGAGCACGAGAUAGACCACAUCCUGUUCUUCCAGUCCGACGUCAAAGUGAAGCCCAACUCGAACGAGAUCUCCGAGUACUGCUUCGUGCCGAAGAGUGAAUUUAAUGCAUACCUGCCUACAUUGGAAGGACCAAUAACUCCAUGGUUCAACAUGAUUCGCCGUCAUCGCCUCAAACUGUGGUGGGACAAUCUGCAUCGCCUUAAAGAGCUAGCCGAGCCUGAUAAAAUACAGAAAUUCCUGAACGAAAAAUAGAAAUGUCAUUAAAAAACUAUUUUAAGUGCGUGCGUGGUGGCAUAGUAGGUUUUAAACUUCCGACUAUUGUUACUUAUUUAUCAAGCGACCUUUCUUGUCUACGCGUAAGGGUUCAGAAAGAACAGAAAAAUGUCUGAGCAAUUAACUGACUCCAUUGAAAAUAUAAUGAUAUUACCAUAGCCUUAAAGUAGAAAAUUGUAUGAUUCGUAUUGUAUGUAUAAUCGUCUAUUUUAGACUAUUGCAAUACGGUCCUGUUGUUAAUGGAGCCAGUAACUUUCCGUUCUCUAAAACUACUAAAUGUCCCAAUGACUUUGAUUGGUCGCAAAUGAGACGCUUAUUUGCAAGCCACAGUGGCAAAGUCUUUCUGUAUUGUAAUUUUGUACAGUCACUAAUUUAUUAAGUUUAUCAAUAUAUUAUGAAUAUUUUAAUUUUGUCGGUUUUAUCAUAAUUUAUUUGCAACCGAAUCUAUUAAAACAACUUUUAUAUUAAUUAAGUUUACCUUGUUUAAUAACUAAGGGCCGAUUUAAACAUGUAAAAUGUAAACAAACUAUUUAAAAGAAUCUAACUAAGGCGAAAUAUUCAGAAAAGGUUGUCAAUACAUAUUUUACUUUAAAUUAAUUGAUUAUUUCCAAAUUUCGUUAUAUUUACGCCUUUAAACUGAGAAGUAAAUUAAUUAUUGAAGCUGUCUUAAUAUUGAGGCUAACUUUUGAUGCAAAAGUUCAGUUUUAAUUUGCUUUUCAGUAUUCAGGGUUUAUAUUGCAUAACAUAAAUAAUAUAAUGUAUUAUACCUUUUAAGUAUUUCGAAAAACGGGUGCUUCAAAUAAAGAUUUGUAUUUUAAAUUA
Molecule: messenger RNA, 1803 nt
Organism: Pararge aegeria (speckled wood butterfly)
Lineage: Eukaryota; Metazoa; Arthropoda; Insecta; Lepidoptera; Nymphalidae
Gene: Idi
Product: isopentenyl-diphosphate Delta-isomerase 1
Exons: 6
Coding region: 202-960 (252 amino acids)
Biological process (GO): isoprenoid biosynthetic process; isopentenyl diphosphate biosynthetic process
Cellular component (GO): cytoplasm
Molecular function (GO): isopentenyl-diphosphate delta-isomerase activity
Source: RefSeq, a predicted model, not a curated record